AUGCUGCUAGCGUCUGUUGUAUUCACUCAGCUGUCGUACGCCGCUCCUGUCUGGAUCUCCGCCAUCACAAAUUUUGCCAGAACCAGAACGAUCUUGAACCGUCCACAGAGGACUGCCGCCAUGAGARUGAUCCGGUCUUAUCGCAUCAUGUUGGACCAGGUCACUCUGGUUCUGGCCUGCAUGCCACCCGCCGAUCUGCUCAGACUGGAGAGACGUAGUAUCAGAUCCCGACUGCGCGCUGUAUUGGAGCCCGGCGAACAACGGCCUUCCAAAGCAACCGCGAAACGUGAGGCGAGAAACGCAACGAUCGGUGCCUGGCAGGCUAGAUGGCAAGCAACCUCAAAA
Molecule: messenger RNA, 345 nt
Organism: Diuraphis noxia (Russian wheat aphid)
Lineage: Eukaryota; Metazoa; Arthropoda; Insecta; Hemiptera; Aphididae
Source: RefSeq, a predicted model, not a curated record